This is a messenger RNA of Phymastichus coffea, 2782 nucleotides long. It is a transcript of the gene fand, whose product is annotated as pre-mRNA-splicing factor syf1 homolog. Lineage: Eukaryota; Metazoa; Arthropoda; Insecta; Hymenoptera; Eulophidae. Gene Ontology annotation, molecular function: protein binding. Gene Ontology annotation, cellular component: Prp19 complex; U2-type catalytic step 2 spliceosome; post-mRNA release spliceosomal complex. The transcript is spliced from 15 exons. Bases 165 to 2729 code for a protein of 854 amino acids. Gene Ontology annotation, biological process: mRNA splicing, via spliceosome; generation of catalytic spliceosome for first transesterification step. The record is from RefSeq and is a predicted model, not a curated record.
UCCAUAUCUAUGUAUGCUGAUGUAUGCAUAUGUUGACCAUAACAUUACACAGUUGUUUCUAGCCUUAAAAUUAUUACUUGAAGAAGUCUACAAUUAUUGUUUGUUUACAGUAAAAGAACAUGUACAAUUGAAUUAUCGUCAAUUAAAGUUAAUAAGUCAACCCAAUGGUUGUUUCCUGUGAAAACCAACUCGGUUGCUUGAAAAUGGCUGAUCAGCAUUAUAUAUUUAAUGAAGAAGACUUACCUUACGAGGAAGAAAUACUUCGGAAUCCAUACUCCGUCAAACAUUGGCAGCGAUACAUUGACCACUUGAAAAAUACAAAUAGUCCAAAUUUAAAUGUAGUUUAUGAACGUGCUCUCAAAGAACUACCUGGAAGUUAUAAACUAUGGUACCAAUAUUUGAAGCAUAGGGUAAAUCAAGUGAAAGAUCGUUGUAUCACAGAUCCUCUGUAUGAAGUUGUCAAUAAUGCUUUUGAAAGAGCCCUUGUAUUUAUGCAUAAAAUGCCUCGCAUAUGGAUAGAAUAUUGUACUCUAAUGGCUGAUCAAGGAUGCAUUACUCGUACUCGUCACAUCUUUGAUCGUUCCCUCAGAGCGCUUCCAAUUACACAGCAUCAUAGAAUAUGGCCAUUAUACAUAGAAUUUGUAAAAAAACAUAAUGUGCAUGAAACUGCAAUUAGAGUAUUUAGAAGAUAUUUGAAGCUUGCACCAGAAGAAACCGAAGAGUAUAUUGAAUAUUUAAUUUCAAUUGAUAGGCUAGAUGAAGCAGCAGUGAAACUUGCUUUUAUUGUUAAUGAAGAAGACUUUGUAUCGAAACAUGGAAAGUCCAAGCAUCAGUUAUGGAAUGAACUUUGUGAGUUGAUUUCUAAAAAUCCUACAAAAAUAAAAUCUCUUAAUGUUGAUGCUAUUAUCAGAGGAGGAUUGAGACGAUAUACAGACCAAGCUGGACCUCUUUGGAAUGCUCUAGCUGAUUACUAUGUUCGUAGUGGUCUUUUUGAAAGGGCAAGAGACAUUUAUGAAGAGGCCAUUCAAACAGUUACAACAGUGAGAGAUUUUUCUCAAGUUUUUGAUGCUUAUGCACAAUUUGAAGAAUUAAGUCUGAAAAAGCGAAUGGAUGAAGCUGCAGCAGAUCCUAAAGAAGAUGAUGACAUAGAUUUAGAAUUACGUUUGGCAAGAUUUGAGUAUUUGAUGGAGAGGCGGUUAUUGUUGUUGAAUUCAGUGUCAUUGAGACAAAAUCCUCAUAAUGUUGUAGACUGGCACACAAGAGUUGAGUUAUAUGAGGGUCAACCUCAUGAGAUUAUUAACACAUAUACAGAAGCUGUUCAAACAGUACAGCCACAUUUAGCUGUGGGAAAAUUGCAUAGCUUGUGGGUGGCAUUUGCAAAGUUCUAUGAGAAAAAUGAUCAAAUAGCAGAUGCCAGAACUGUAUUUGAAAAAGCAGUUUUAGUACCUUAUCUGAAAGUAGAUGAUUUAGCUCAGGUUUGGUGUGAGUGGGCAGAAAUGGAAAUUAGACAUGAAAACUUUACAGAAGCAUUGAGACUUAUGCACCGAGCCACUGCAAUGCCAUCGCGAAAAGUUGCUUAUCACGAUGAAACUGAAUCUGUUCAAAUGAGAGUAUAUAAAUCAUUAAAAGUUUGGAGUUUAUAUGCUGACCUUGAAGAGAGUAGAGGCACCUUUAAGACUGCUAAAGCUGUGUAUGAUAAAAUAAUCGAUUUGAAGAUUGCAACGCCUCAAAUUAUUAUCAAUUAUGGCUUGUUUUUGGAAGAAAAUAACUAUUUCGAAGAAGCGUUUCGGGCGUAUGAAAAAGGCAUUGCGUUAUUUAAGUGGCCCAACGUUUUUGAUAUUUGGAACACAUAUCUAACAAAGUUUUUGCAACGAUAUGGUGGAUCGAAAUUGGAGAGAACUCGUGAUCUAUUUGAACAAUGUCUUGAAAAUUGUCCGCCCAAAUAUGCCAAAGCAUUGUACCUCCUAUACGCUAAAUUGGAAGAGGACCACGGUCUGGCUAGGCACGCAAUGGCUGUGUAUCAACGUGCAACAAAUGCAGUUUUACCAGAAGAACGUUUUGAAAUGUUCAAUAUUUAUAUUAAGAAAGCCGCCGAAAUUUACGGUGUUAUCAAGACGAGACAGAUUUACGAGAAAGCAAUAGAAGUUCUCAAUGAGGAUAGCACUCGCGAAAUGUGUCUGCGCUUCGCGGAGAUGGAAACAAAGCUAGGUGAAAUCGAUCGCGCGAGGGCUAUCUACGUGCAUUGUUCUCAAAUUAGUGAUCCUAGAGUGACUAAUAAGUUUUGGCAAAUAUGGAAGGAGUUCGAAGUGAGCCAUGGUAACGAAGAUACAAUGCGAGAAAUGUUAAGAAUAAAGCGAAGUGUCCAAGCAAUGUACAAUACGCAAGUCAAUAUGAUGAGUGCUCAAAUGUUGAAUAGCUCUAUUAGUCAGGCGCAAGAUCCGAUAGAUGCUAUGAAAAUUCUCGAUAGCAAAGCUGGAGAAGCAAUACCAAAUGAUGUCAUCCGCCCAACUCAAACAAUCAAUUUUGUACGGGGAGUCACCGAAGGAGGGGCAAAAACAGACGGACGCGUUGUUAAUCCGGAUGAGAUUGAUAUCGAUAUGGAUAUUGACAACGAAGACAAUGAAAACGCAAGUGAAAAUGGUGAAGACAUAGAAGAAGAUGUUCCGGUUGAAAAACAGCUCAUACCCAACCAAGUGUUUGGAGGAUUGAAAAAUGACGAGGAAGAUUAAUAGAAGAAUUUGUUAAUAGAUGUAAAUGCAUUAAUAUAAUUUUAUAAUACAAC